UAAAAACGAACGUUAGCCGUCGCAGUUUUGCGCAUCGUCGUGGUUGUUGAUUUUUUUGCGACGCGGGCGCGGAUUACACUUUGUCACUUCGACGAACACUCGAAAGCAAUAUAAUCAAUUCAGACCUAAUCAAAUAUUUAUGGGUGUAUGUCCUAGUCGACCGGCAGUGCUUAAUAAAAGUUUAAUUUAAGUGCUUCGUCCCUUGACAUUUAAGGAUUCAACGCGCACGACGUCAAUAAAAGUAAUAAUUUCACUGAAAAAUUAUGAUAUUAAAAUACUUGUGAUAUUUAAACUGAAUUGUGCAGCCAUUCACUUUGGAAUUUUCCACUUCAACUGCGUACUUAAUUAAAAGAUUGUUCCCCAGACUGAUUGUGAUGGCAUAGCCGGCGUUGUCUGACUCCCAGCGAGCAUGGCCAGAGUGCGGGUGGUCAGAUGGGCGUGGGCAGUGUUGGCUGGACUGUGCGCUCUGGCCACAUGCGAGGUUCAGCAGCAAUGUCCAGCACGUUCGGACAUUUCACCAUGUGCGUGUUCCGUGAAGAAGAACGGACUGGAUAUCCUUUGCGAAUUCACCGAUCAGACUCACAUCAGCAGCGCGAUGAGCAUUUUAAAGGGAAGGCCGCUCGUUAUCUUUUAUUUGAAGCUGCGUCACAACAACCUGCGCAAGCUGCCCGGGUUCGUCUUUCUCGGUCUGGACAUCCGCCAUCUUACCAUACACAACAGCAGUCUAUCUGUCGUUGAGGAAGCAUCGCUCAGUUCAAUAGGUAAAAUGUUGACCCAGUUGGAUGUAUCGCAGAACAGUUUGACAAUGGUGCCCUCGACUGCGUACAAGAACCUCCAUCAGUUAUUGAUACUGAACAUGAAUCACAAUAAAAUCGGAAGUUUGCCAGCGCGAGCGUUCCAUGGUUUGGACACGUUGGAGAUUCUCACUUUGUACGAAAAUAAGAUCACCAACAUCGAUCCUGAAGCAUUCGCUGGCUUGGAAAAGAAACUAAAGCGAUUAAAUCUGGGCGGCAACGGCUUGACGGUGGUUCCGCAAAAGGCGCUUUCGAUUCUCGAUAUGCUGAAGAAGCUUGAGAUGCAAGAGAACAAUCUGACGGAAAUAAAAGAGGGCGACUUUAAAGGUUUACGGAAUUUGGAUUCGUUGGGAUUAGCACACAACAAAUUAAAGCAGAUACCGCCGCGCGUGUUUUCUCAUUUGAAGCUGCUGAACUCACUCGAAUUAGAUGGCAACAAGAUCGACUAUAUCGACGACGACGCGUUUGCUGGAUUGGAAGAGUAUCUGCAAUAUCUGCGCUUGGGUGAUAACAACAUUCACACCAUUCCCACAAACGCCCUCCGACGGCUGCAUCGACUGCGCCAUUUGGAUCUACGUUCGAACAACAUCAGCACGAUUGCCGAGGACGCGUUCACUGGCUUUGGCGAUUCGAUAACGUUCUUGAAUCUGCAAAAGAACGACAUUAAAACCCUGCCUACGCUCGCGUUCGAGAAUCUGAAUUCGUUGGAAACGCUCAAUCUCCAGAACAACAAGCUGAUGCACAUCCCAGAGGAAAUAAUGGAACCCGUUGUCGACACGUUACGUGUCAUUGAUAUCAUGGAUAAUCCUUUGGUGUGCGACUGCGACCUGCAAUGGUACAAGAAUUGGUUGAAAAAUCUUCGCGACAAGGAGGAUGAGAUGAUGCAGAAGAAACGCACGGUGUGCAUGAUGAAUCACGAGCAUCGCGAAUACAGCCUGCAAAAUUUGCCGCUCGAGAAGAUGAAUUGUGUGAUCAAGUCGUACGAAGGUUCGUCGACGAACACUGCGGUGGGCUACCGGGCCAACGUCGGCUUAAGCGUAUGGAUAAUCGCCGUGUGCGCGGUAUUUUAAAUCCUUGCUACCGGGAGAAAAGCUUUGCAAUAACACGAAAAUAUAUUUCGUGCAGUAAAUAGCCACCGACCCAUUCGGGAAAGUAUACUUUUAAAUAGCAUGAUGGAAAGCUAUAUGAAAACCAAACAAAAACAUAUCACGCAUUACAUGCAACUAAAUGUUCUUUGCUUCUUAUAACUAACGUUACAAUGAAUAUUUAACUGUGUAGUACUAGCUAUACGUAAGCGUAAAAUGGUACAAGCACCUUCGAACUUUUACAAUUUUGCGAAAACGCCAAAAACAUUUUCAGCAGAGCUUAAUAUAACGCAGAUGACAAAAAAUUAUAAAUCAGUACAUAUCGUGAAUAAGACCCACCGACAUCUUUGUAUUUGUGAUGUUGGUGGCGUUUUUGCCAAUUUCGGAAUACAUAUCAAGAAUGACGUGAAUACAAACACUUGCACACGUUUGACGAGCGUAUGACUGAAUUCGUGUGGUGACACAACACAUAUCUAUUUACCUGUGCACAUUAAGAUAAAAUAAGAGUAAAUUUAUGUCGAUCCACCUGCUAAUACCCAUCUAUUAUCAGAAAACUUCGUGAGUAUCCCAAUAGAAAAUUAGCAUAUUGACGUAUAGUGAAUGUAAUAUGCGUAUGCAAACAACGUAAAUCGAUACAUUAAUAGAUUCAUGUGUAGAAGUCGCUCGCCCUAGGAUUGACUACACCUUUAUUAAUGUUGAGAUCAGUUUACAAUUUCUCCGUCUUAGAAAACUCUAAAUGUACAUGCACAUUCUAUACUAACCACUUUAAAAACACUUUAAUCGUAACAAUUACAUUACUAUAGCUAGCUUAAUAUUUUCGUGCAUUUUGUCUUCAAAUUAAAUCGGUACGUUUUACAUCAGCAUUUCAAAGCCUCACACCGGGUUACAAAGACUUAUUGGGAUACGACGGGCCUACAUAUCAAAAGGUGGAUUUGAUUAUAAUAAAUAAGCAUAAACAAGUUAGGUGUAAGUGUCUAUCAUGUUAAUAAAAACAACGCACUUUCAGUGCCGCCCGAAUUGACUAUGUUCGUAAGCGCAUGCGCGCUUUGCUUUGAGACAGGGAAGCGGAUUUAUUCGUUUCUUGAGCAUAUCGCGCAUGCAUACUGCGGCAUUCCAUCAUUGUCUAACUUAUAGUAUUCAAGAAUUAACAUAAAAUUGCAUGCGUUUGUUUAAAUAUUAAACCAAAAGUAACAACUAUAGAAUGAGAUACUACAACAACACGCACUAACACACUCUUUUUAGUGAUAAAUUUUACUCAUGUGAGCUUCUAUCAUAUCAUUACUGUUAAUUAACGUAUUAAAAUUUAAUGAAUCAUAAAAUUUAAAUGCAUAGUUAUAUUGUCAUGCAAUUAAAUUGCAUAAACAUAAAUAAUAUAUUAGAAUAUUUAAUAGCCAGUGAAAAUCUAAACGGGCUUUUGUGUAAGUUACACGUUUAUUAUUGUAUUGCGGAAGGAUAUUGAAUGAGGUAUUUUUGUGGUAAUGUUUAAAAACAAAGCGAAGCGUACGUGUAGUGAAAACAUUCUGGAGCAUCCGCAUUCGUGGUUUUUACUUUGAAUAUCGCUGAUGUUGCAUGUGAGCAAAAUUGUGUGAUAUUUCGAGUAACACCAGUUUAGUUGGGUGAAUCCUAGACCAUUUCGAAACAUAUCCAAGUCGCGAUCGGCAAAGCUUUGCGUUGCUAUGACAUCACGUACCAUUGCAAGCAAUGGCAAAUAAUCUUAGAGAAAUAUUUUCAAUAUUCUCAACGCCUAGAACAGCGCCAGAAUACCAGCAGGGCUACUAAGAACAAAGGCAAUGAGUGACUAAAACGAAACAUAAUCAUUGAAUAUUUUUCUAUUUAUAUAAAAUAUAAUUAGUGUCAGGUCGUUAUCAACAUACCAACGCAAAGCGCCGGUCGGGCUAUUUUUUCUACAAGUUUACCACGAAAACAAAAUGUGUUUAGUGUAAUAUAAGAUAUAUAAUAUAUUGAUGAAGAUAAGAAAAUGUUUAUGUAUACAAACAAGAUGAGCACUAAUGUAUUAAUUAUAAUUGCAUACGAUUACUAAUUAAUUAGGAUGUCUAUCUGUAACACUAACUCUGUGGCUGUUGUGUUUCUGUCAUUAUUAUCGUAUAAAUUUAAAUGAAACAUUACAUAAAGUAUAAAAAGGGCAUGGAAAA
This is a messenger RNA of Dalotia coriaria, 4032 nucleotides long. RefSeq names its product slit homolog 3 protein. Gene Ontology annotation, cellular component: plasma membrane. Gene Ontology annotation, molecular function: protein binding. The transcript is spliced from 9 exons. NCBI's taxonomy places the organism in Eukaryota, Metazoa, Arthropoda, Insecta, Coleoptera, Staphylinidae. Bases 410 to 1864 code for a protein of 484 amino acids. The record is from RefSeq and is a predicted model, not a curated record.